AUGGACAAGACGUCAGCGCCCCCGGUAUCAGAUGACCUACCGAUCUAUCGAACACGGGGGCGAGCCAUUGGCGUUUCCUUCAAAGAUGUAACGGUUGAGGGAUCCAGCGCGGGCCAGCGAACCGUCUAUGACCUACCUCAUAUCCUUGCCGAUAUCGUCUGCGCGCCAUACCUACUGCUACGAGAGAAGAUCGGCAAUAAGCCUCGACCGAGACGAAACAUCCUUCAAGACAUGACUGGACUGGUACCCCCAGGUGAAACUAUGUUGGUCCUCGGUCGCCCAGGCUCAGGCUGCACGACACUUUUGAAGACCGUAGCCAAAAGCUGGGAUUCAUUUGCGGCAGUGAAGGGCGAUAUACAAUACGCCGGCAUGUCGGCGGAUGAUAUCCCUGCCGCACUCAAAUCAGAGAUCAUUUACUGUUCCGAGGAUGAUCAACAUUUCCCAACGCUCCCGGUGAAGUACACGAUGGAUUUUGCGCUUAAAUUGCGCCAUCCUGCCGACAGUCUGAUGCCCGACGGUGCCUUCUCGGAGGAGUAUACGAAGCGCUUGCUGGUCUCCCUAGGCAUCCCACAUACGGCCAAUACGAUUGUUGGAGACUCUUUCACUCGCGGGGUUUCUGGUGGAGAGCGACGCCGCGUGUCCCUGGCAGAAGUUUUGGCUACCAAUCCAGCGCUUGCGUGUUGGGAUAAUCCUAUUCGUGGCCUGGACAGCUCGUCGGCGUUGGAUUUCUUGCGCCUGUUGAAGCGCAUGUCGGUAGCGACGGGUAUGAGCAAUGUGACGACAUUAUAUCAGGCCUCCGAGAGCAUGUAUCAAGACUGCUUCGACCGAGUCGUGGUCUUGUACGAUGGCCGUCUGAUCUACUCAGGCCCGGCAAGUAGCGCCAAGUCGUACUUCCAGGGGUUGGGCUUUUAUUGCCCCGAGCGACAGACUACCCCAGAGUUUCUGACGUCCAUUACCUCGCCAGCCGAGCGACAGGUCAGCCCAGAAUACAACGGGCCUUUAUAUCUCGACGCCGACUCCCUUGCGAAGGCCUUCCAGCGGAGCUCUCACUUUGAGCAGCUUCAAAUCCAAAUCCAAGAGUAUACAACUAAUUACCAAUUAAACCCUGAGCCUCAAAAAGAGUUUCGCGAAAGCGCGACGGAGAUCCGUUCCAAGCAGGCAUUGAAGCACGCUAUUGAGCCCGCUUCACAAUGGGGUCAGAUCGUCAUAGGUACCCAGAGGUACUACAGACUGUUCUGGGGAGACCGCAACACUUUCUUCACGGUCCUAGCUCUGUGCAUUGUCAAUGCUCUCAUCACCGGGUCCGGGUUCUACGCAGCCCCAAAGACAGCGUCGGGGUCGUUCGAAAGAAGUGGCGCGGUCUUUUUUGCCGCCGUGUACUUCUGCAUGACUGCUCUGACCGAGGUGGUUAAGACUGUGAAUUCCCGGGCGAUUCUCCUGAAGCAGCACAAUCUCGGGCUUAUAAGUCCUGCAGCAUAUGCGGUUAUUCAGACUAUUGCUGAUAUACCAUGCGCGCUAAUCCAAACGAUCAUGUUCUCGAUUUGCUACUAUUUCAUCAUCGGUCUCAGCCUCAGCGCAUCUCAGUUCUUCAUAUUCUUCUUGAUCGUGUUCGUGCACUUCUCGGCCAUCUCGAGCAUGUUCCGCAUGCUAGGUGCCUGGUCUCCCAGCUUCAGCAUCGCGCGUCUUUUUGCCGGCUGUGCGCUCCCAAUAUCAUGUGUCUACGCCGGAUACGCGCCUCCGGUCCCUUCCAUGCAUCGCUGGGGAUCGUGGAUACGAAGAAUCACCCCGACACCCUUUGCCGUGGAAGCAAUGCUGGGAAACGAGUUUUAUAACGUCGUUCUUCACUGUACCGAGUCGCAGCUGAUUCCCUCUGGACCUGGUUACGAUGAUAUUCGUUACCAGGCCUGCCCGAUGCAAGGUUCAGAACAGGGGUCUGCUCUUGUGGAUGGAGCGGUCUAUGCGAAGGGUAUGUAUGGCGCCACGCGCAGCCAUCUAUGGCAAGACUUUGGCAUUAUACUGGUCUUCUGGUUCCUCUAUACAGUCAUUGGUGCCGUAGGGCUCACUACCAUGACGCGUGAUAGCGGCAACGCGACCGGCCCCGUGUACAAGCGCAACACAACCAUUUCGCAGGGAGAAGAAGCCACUCAGGAUCAAGCGGAUGACAUCGAAAAACAGAUAGUCGACACGCCACCGACGUCGAGAGACAAAAAGGACCCCAACGAGAACAAUAUCAGCACCUCAGAUGCCUCUACUAUUGGGACUGGCGAGAUGAAGACCACAGAAACGGACGAAACCCCAACAGCAGAGAAUAGCGUGAGCUUCACCUUCAACAACCUGAGCUACUGGGUCAACGCAGGAGGGGAAGAACGACAGUUGCUUAAAAACGUGGCUGGCUACGUGAAGCCUGGCCAAUUGACAGCUCUGAUGGGUGCAUCCGGCGCCGGAAAGACGACGCUCCUGGACAAUCUCUCGCGUCGAAAGACCGAGGGGCGAGAAGAGGGUGAAAUUCUGCUAAAUGGACAGCCCCUCGGUAGCUCAUUUGCGCGUUCUUGUGGAUUUUGUAUGCAGCAAGACAUCCAUGAGCGGACGGCAACUGUUCGAGAGGCCUUGCAGUUCUCUGCGCAUUUACGACAACCCACACAUGUCCCCAAGUCCGAGAAGAUGGAGUACGUCGAACAGGUCAUUCGUUUGUUGGAGCUUGAGAACAUUGCAGACGCCUUGAUUGGCGAGACUGGUGACGGACAGUUGAACGUGGAGGAACGAAAGCGCGUAACAAUUGCCGUGGAACUCGCUGCGAAACCGUCAUCCCUCUUGUUCCUCGAUGAGCCCACGUCCGGUCUUGACAGCCAAGCGGCCCAUUCCAUUGUGGUCUUCUUGCAAAAGAUCGCUGCCCAGGGAGUUCCGAUAGUGUGCACAAUCCACCAGCCAUCUGGUGUUCUUUUUGAAUUAUUUGAUCAUGUCAUACUUCUUGCCCCCGGAGGCCGAACCGUUUAUUUUGGAGAGACUGGCAACAAUGCCUCGACAGUAGCGGACUACUUUGCCCGAAACGGUGCAGUGAUGAAGCUUGAAGACAAUCCAGCCGAGUUUAUCAUCUCUACCGUCGUCAACAAGGGAGAAGGAAGCAAAGACUGGCCCGAGAUCUGGAACACGUCGCCAGAGUCUGCCGCACUCCAGAGAAAGAUACAGGCGAUCAACCAAUCCUCUUGCCAUGCCGCAGACCACAAUCCUGCUCCUGACUCUAAUCGCCAGUACGCCCUGGGCUUGCCAGCCCAGAUCGUGGCCCUUACUAAAAGACACUGGACAGCUGUCUGGCGGGACGGACAAUACAACUUCAGCAGACUGUCAAAGUCCAUUUUUAUGGAACUGAUCAUCUCCUUUACGUUUUUCCACAUCAAGGACACAGCGAACGGCUUGCAAAACCAUAUGCUUGGUGUUCUACUUUCAAGCUGGGUAGUUGUAGCUAUGGCCUCGGACGUGCAGGCUGUCUGGCAUGAGAAAUGGUCGAUAUUUGAAGCUCGAGAACGCAACGGAAUCUACGACUGGAAAGCUCUUCUCUCUGCAAUCUGGAUAGUUGAGAUUCCCUGGCAUAUAUGCAUCUAUACUACCAUCUUCUUCUGCAUCUACUGGACAUUUGGAUUCUCCAGCACAGCCAGCAUCGCAGGGUUUGUCUACUUCAUGUAUUUGCUAUUUGCAAUGUUUGGACUCGGUGUCACCUAUCUCACUGCGGCAUUAUUCCCCAAUGACACAAUGUCGGGCUAUGCCAUCUCCUUACUUUGGGUGACAUUGCUUAUGUUCUCUGGCGCAGCAAACCCACAUAGCGCGCUGAACAGCUUCUACGAACCGUGGCUGUGGUGGGCGGACCCUCUCACAUAUUUCUUUGAGCCCGCCGUCUCGACAGUCUUGCAUGAUGUCAAGGUCCACUGUGCGCCCGAAGAUAUGGCUAUUUUCAGUCCCCCGUCGGGAAAAUCCUGUCUACAGUAUGCCCAGGACUACCUACAGAGAAACCCUGGGUAUCUGGAGAACCCGCAUGCUAUGGAGAACUGCAGCUACUGCCCCUACUCUGUCGGUGACGAUUUUGCAGAGUCACUGCACUAUUACUUCUCCGUACGAUGGAGGGACCUGGGCGUAUUCAUUGCGUUCUGCAUCACCAAUAUUGUGUUGACCUUUUUCAUUGUUUGGGUUUUACGUGUCAAGCUGCGUCUCCACAAGUAA
Messenger RNA from Aspergillus steynii IBT 23096, 4212 nucleotides. RefSeq lists its product as uncharacterized. The coding region runs from base 1 to 4212 and encodes 1403 amino acids. The transcript is spliced from 2 exons. Gene Ontology annotation, biological process: transmembrane transport. Gene Ontology annotation, molecular function: ATP hydrolysis activity; ATP binding; ABC-type transporter activity. Gene Ontology annotation, cellular component: membrane. The record is from RefSeq and is a predicted model, not a curated record. NCBI's taxonomy places the organism in Eukaryota, Fungi, Ascomycota, Eurotiomycetes, Eurotiales, Aspergillaceae.